GGAAUGAUUAAUUUGGGGCCUAAUCUGAAGUCCUUGCCAUUGCAGGCAUUUUCAGGUGUGUGGCAGAUGCUGCUACUGCAGUGUCACAGACACUUUGUAACGCCUGCCCUUCCCUUCAUUUGGCACCUGCUAGACAGAAGGAACUCCUGUUUGGGGACAAAAUUGUUUGGUGUGUGGCAAACCACCACUAUUCCAAGCAUUACAUUACUUGAGUGAAGAACCCCCUUUUCCAUUUAUGAAGGUUUAGCUUCCAGACUGAUUGAUCAGAUAAAAGAAUUAAUUUUACUUUACUGAUGUGUGCCCUGAAACUUUCCACCUGUCUUCCCCCUUGUUGAAGUACUCUGAUUUCCUGUUAAUGUAACCCCCUGCUAUGGUUUUCCUUGUUGUAGUUCGUAUUUUCUUGCAGAGUUGGGGCCUGAACACAUCCCCUGUCUGUAGUCUGUGAAUCUCCCAUCUGAUACUUCCAGAGUGUAGACAAGGAUCAAGUAGAACACCCUGAUUCAGCAGAACUGGCUGAUUGUGCUGCAGUCAUCAUGAGAAGGCACAGGGUCAUUUGUUUCUUAACAUAUGUGUAAGAAAAAGGUUUAGACAAGGAUCUGGUGGUUGUUCCCUGACAAAUGGAGAACUAUUUCCAAGCAGAGGCAUAUAACCUCGAUAAGGUUUUAGAUGAAUUUGAGCAAAACGAAGAUGCCGCUGUUUCACCUACUCUGCUGGGUGCAAAGUGGAAUCAGAUUCUAGAUCCGCCUUCUCGUCGCCUGUCAUUCAACUCGGCUGUGGCCAACGUGAAUGAAGCUACAACUCCUAAUGAAUGUCAGCAGAGAUUAAAGUCUUUCUCCUUGUCCCACUCAGUGACUACACCAACAGGAGGAGGGGAUCGCUGUGCUAAUGGAAAGGAUUUUAGCAUAAGCCCAGAGACCCCAGUCAUGUGGAUUGAUGAUCAGGCAGCAGCAGAUGAUCAGUUGAUUAAAAGAAAUAGUAAUCAGGAUGAUCAGUGUAACUCUAUGGAAGCAGGAGAAAAGAAAUGUGGAAAUACAGCUUGCUUGCCAGAGGAGAAAAAUGUGCUAGUGGUGGCAGUCAUGCACAACUGUGACAGAAGAACACUACAAAGUGGUGAUGUGGUGGAUUGUACAAAUUACAACAGUCAGUCUCUAAUGGACUCUAUUAGCUUUACACUGGAUAAUGAAAACCGACAGAGUGACCAGUUCAGCGUUACUGUAAACGGAUCCACAGAAAAGGAUAUUGAUACAGAAAAGCAGGUAAACAGGCUGUGCACUGAAGAUGACUCUGUAAGUAAUUUCAUUAAUGCUUCAUCUGAAAGCCUGACCGCUGCAUGCCCCUCCUCUCGAUUAAAGGAGGAUUUUAAUAUGAAUAAAGAUUUGCUGUUUUCAGAAGCUACAACUGCAGGGAUCAAUGCAGUGACUCUCUUACAGAGACCAGUUGAUGGUACUGCUAAAAUGCAAGAAAGUUGUGCAUCAGUUGAAAAUUUAACUAGUAAAGCCAUUCCUCAGAGAACAGAUCUAGAAGCUGAAAACUCUUCUUGUUCCAGUAGUGGAAGCUUAAUUGUAGAACAGGAAACAACCCAGCAGUUGCAGUCUAGGCUAUCUGGGCUCACCGAGACCUGUCAACCUGACGUGGCUGGAAGUGGCAAUUACAAGGAAUGUGUUGCAGAGGAUGUUAGUGCCACUGAAGGAGAAGUCAUUGAAUGUGAUAAAAAUGUCGGCACAACGGAAUUGCACAGCAUGGCAGAAUGUUACCCUGAAUCUCAGGAGAUGACUAAUUGGGAGCUGACAAAGUUGAAUGAGAUGAAUAAUAAGCAAACUCUAGGAGAGAAUGAAAGACUUUUGCAGACCAAACAGCCUGAUGAUGCAUGUGGGAAUAGCAAAGAAGAUGAAGAUGGGGUAUUGGACGCAGGCGUAGACUUAAAAGGGUCUGGUACAGAUGAGCUUGGAGGGUCCAGUGUCUCUGAUGUGAUGGCUACAUCAGCAGCAAGCUCUCUGUCUAAUGGUUGUGAUUCCUAUGGAAUGCAGAACCCAGUUGUUGCUCAUGUUCCAAAGACUUUACCCUCCAAGGAAGACUCGGUAACAGAGGAAAAGGAGAUUGAGGAGAGCAAGUCAGAAUGUUACACUAAUGUUUAUGAACAGAGAGGAAAUGAGGCCACAGAAGGCAGUGGUCUUAUUUUAAACAGCACUGGUGACCACAUAAAGAAAAAUUAUUUGCAUAAUCUUUGUAGUCAGGUUUCAUCCAUGCAAGGGCAGAUUUCACCAAAACCAGUGACUAACCUGCAAUAUAUCAGUGUUCCUUUUGGUGGUGCAAGACCUAAGCAACCCACAAAUCUGAAACUGCAGAUUCCGAAGCCAUUAUCGGACCACUUACAAAACGAUGUUAUUCCCCCAAAUUGUGGAGGUAAUAGUAAAAACAAAAAUGUCUUUGGUAAGACACAGUUAGGGGAUACAGCAGACACGUUUCCUGGUGAAACAUCUUCAAAUGCCUCUGGUAUUGGUUCUAGUGGGGAACAUUUGGACGAGUAUGAAUCUGGAGUCUCUAAUAGUUCGUGCCUUGCAGUAGCCCCAGAUAGUCCAGAUAAUGAUCUCAGAGCUGGUCAGUUUGGAGCUCCAGCCAGAAAGCCUUUUACGACUUUGGGUGAGGUGGCUCCAGUGUGGGUUCCAGACUCUCAAGCACCAAACUGUAUGAAAUGUGAGGCCAGAUUUACAUUCACCAAAAGAAGGCACCAUUGCAGAGCCUGUGGGAAGGUGUUUUGUGCUGCGUGCUGUAGCCUGAAGUGCAAGCUGCUGUACAUGGACCGAAAGGAGGCCAGAGUGUGUGUGAUCUGCCACUCAGUGCUGAUGAAUGCUCAAGCCUGGGAGAACAUGAUGAGUGCCUCAAGCCAGAGCCCUAACCCUAACAAUCCUGCUGAAUACUGUUCUACUAUCCCUCCUUUGCAGCAGGCUCAGGCCUCGGGCGCCCUGAGCUCCCCGCCUCCCACUGUCAUGGUACCUGUGGGAGUUCUGAAGCAUCCUGGAGCAGAAGUGGCUCAGCCUAGAGAACAAAGGCGUGUUUGGUUUGCUGAUGGGAUUUUACCCAAUGGAGAAGUUGCCGAUGCAGCAAAGCUGACAGUGGCUGGGACAACUUCCACGGGAACCUUAGCAGUGUCUCAUGAUCCAUCAAAGCCCAUGGCCAACAACACUUCAUCAGCAGAAACUGAUAAUGCCUCUGUAUUCUCGGGAAAUAUAACUCAGGUUGGCAGUCCUGUUGGCAGUGCAAUGAAUCUGAUUCCUGAAGAUGGUCUUCCUCCAAUUCUCAUCUCCACUGGAGUAAAAGGAGACUAUGCUGUGGAAGAGAGACCUUCUCAGAUCUCUGUCAUGCAGCAGCUGGAGGAUGGUGGCCCUGACCCUCUAGUAUUUGUUUUAAAUGCUAAUUUGCUGUCCAUGGUAAAAAUAGUAAAUUAUGUGAACAGGAAGUGCUGGUGUUUCACCACGAAGGGCAUGCACGCGGUGGGGCAGUCGGAGAUCGUCAUUCUGCUGCAGUGUUUGCCUGAUGAGAAAUGUUUGCCUAAGGAUAUCUUUAACCAUUUUGUGCAACUUUACCGGGAUGCCUUAGCAGGUAACAUUGUUGGCAACCUGGGACACUCCUUUUUCAGCCAGAGCUUCCUUGGAAGCAAAGAACACGGAGGGUUCUUGUAUGUUGCAGCGACCUAUCAGUCCCUGCAGGACCUGGUGCUCCCAACCCCACCCUACUUGUUUGGCAUCCUCAUCCAGAAGUGGGAGACUCCCUGGGCCAAAGUGUUCCCCAUCCGGCUGAUGCUGAGACUCGGAGCUGAAUACAGGCUUUAUCCAUGCCCACUUUUUAGUGUCAGAUUCCGUAAGCCUUUGUUUGGAGAAACUGGACACACGAUCAUGAACCUCCUUGCAGACUUCAGAAACUACCAGUACACACUGCCUGUGGUCCAAGGUUUAGUGGUUGAUAUGGAGGUCAGAAAAACCAGCAUCAAAAUACCUAGCAACAGAUAUAAUGAGAUGAUGAAAGCCAUGAACAAAUCCAACGAGCACGUGCUGGCAGGGGGGGCGUGUUUCAACGAGAAGGCAGACUCACAUCUGGUGUGUGUGCAGAACGACGACGGCAACUACCAGACACAGGCCAUCAGCAUCCACAACCAGCCCAGGAAAGUGACUGGUGCCAGCUUCUUUGUGUUCAGCGGAGCUUUAAAAUCCUCUUCAGGCUACCUUGCCAAAUCCAGUAUAGUGGAAGAUGGAGUGAUGGUCCAGAUAACUGCUGAGAACAUGGACUCUUUGAGACAGGCCUUGAGAGAGAUGAAAGACUUCACCAUCACCUGUGGCAAAGUAGAUGCUGAAGACCCUCAGGAACACGUUCACAUUCAGUGGGUAGAAGAUGAUAAAAAUUUUAAUAAGGGCGUUGUGAGCCCUAUUGAUGGCAAAUCCAUGGAAUCCAUAACCAGUGUGAAGAUAUUCCACGGCUCCGAGUACAAGGCCAACGGGAAGGUCAUCCGCUGGACGGAGGUGUUUUUCCUAGAAAAUGAUGAGCAACACAAUGGUCUGAGUGACCCAGCUGAUCACAGCAGACUGACUGAGAAUGUGGCAAAAGCUUUCUGUCUGGCUCUGUGUCCUCAUCUGAAGCUGCUGAAAGAAGAUGGAAUGACUAAGCUGGGUCUGCGUGUUACACUGGACUCAGAUCAAGUUGGUUAUCAAGCUGGGAGCAAUGGACAGCCACUGCCCUCUCAAUACAUGAAUGACCUGGACAGUGCCUUAGUGCCAGUGAUUCAUGGAGGGGCCUGUCAGUUGAGUGAGGGGCCAGUCAUAAUGGAGCUCAUCUUUUAUAUUCUGGAAAACAUCUCAUAAGAGGACUUCAUUUUCUGUUCAGACCUGUUCCAGCAGCAGUUGUAUCUGAAUCAUUUGCACUUUAAAACUGGAAAAUUAAGCUUUUGUUAACACUAUUGGGGAAGGGGGGGAGGGGGGUGGGACAGUUGUUCCAUAAUUCUAAAUCUUCUAUGCAUUGUCAACAACCAGAGGAUCAGGGCAGCUUCUAUACUACAACAUGGCUAUGCUAUCCUUGCAGCUAAUCCACUUCUGUUAUUGUUUAGAAAAAUGCUCAUGUUUAAAGACUUACAGUCAUGUACUCUAAAUGCUCAAAGGGUGCAAAGAUCACUGGGGCGUAAAUAAAAAGUGAAAUUCC
This is a messenger RNA of Pyrgilauda ruficollis (rufous-necked snowfinch), 5187 nucleotides long. RefSeq names its product zinc finger FYVE-type containing 9 (gene ZFYVE9). Lineage: Eukaryota; Metazoa; Chordata; Aves; Passeriformes; Passeridae. Gene Ontology annotation, molecular function: metal ion binding. The record is from RefSeq and is a predicted model, not a curated record. Gene Ontology annotation, cellular component: early endosome membrane. Bases 618 to 4853 code for a protein of 1411 amino acids. The transcript is spliced from 19 exons. Gene Ontology annotation, biological process: endosomal transport.